AUGGCUGAAGCCAUGGAGGCGAAAGAUGGUCAAACUAGCAGCCAGCAUGCGACUUAUCGGCCUGGCCCAACACCUGGACUGCGGUCGUGUAUUCGAGGUCAUAACGGAGCGACAGGUGCAAAGCACAAAAAUGCUUUUCAAUUCUCCCAGCCGGCGCUAGUCACGCAAGCAGUGACCGGGUUCUCCAGCGAGAUCAGGCGGGCGAUGAGCUCGAUUCAAACGCCACAACUUGCGACUCGGCCGCGUCUACUGAGACCGGCGACAAAUCACCUGUUUCGUGGCUUUUUGAACGCGGAAGAGGUGGCGAGCGGAAAAGAUGACAUGCGCGAGCGCCGCGCGAGCUUGCAUGCUUUCGAGGUGCUCGCGACGAAGGGUCUGCAUGGCAUGAAGAAGUAUGGGCUGAAGGCGGUGAAGAUGGCGGAGAAGAGGAAGUAG
Parastagonospora nodorum SN15 is the source of this 435-nucleotide messenger RNA. RefSeq lists its product as hypothetical. Lineage: Eukaryota; Fungi; Ascomycota; Dothideomycetes; Pleosporales; Phaeosphaeriaceae. Bases 1 to 435 code for a protein of 144 amino acids. The transcript has 2 exons. The record is from RefSeq and is a predicted model, not a curated record.